Molecule: messenger RNA, 1612 nt
Organism: Dermacentor silvarum
Lineage: Eukaryota; Metazoa; Arthropoda; Arachnida; Ixodida; Ixodidae
Gene: Argl
Product: argininosuccinate lyase-like
Exons: 17
Coding region: 102-1490 (462 amino acids)
Cellular component (GO): cytosol
Molecular function (GO): argininosuccinate lyase activity
Source: RefSeq, a predicted model, not a curated record
AGAUUAGAUACCGCUGCUCUUGAACGCCUAUAUCGUUUAUCAUCCACCGCACCCUGGAGCUAACAGUAAACAGAGGUGCGAAGGCCCAACGGUUAGCGGUAAUGGAGAGUAAUAAGCUGUGGGGUGGGCGCUUUUCCGGGGAGACCAGUGAAGCUAUGUUAAAGUUUAAUAACUCCAUCACUUACGACCGAAGACUGUGGAAAGAAGACAUAGAGGGAAGCAAGGCGUACGCCGAAGCGUUGAAAUGCGCAGGAAUCAUUACGUCACAAGAGGCGGACACCCUUCGUCGUGGCCUGACCGAAGUGCGAGACGAAUGGUCGUCGGGAAAGUUCGUGGUUACUCGGGACGACGAAGACAUUCAUUCUGCGAAUGAACGUCGAUUAAAGGAAAUCGUUGGUCAUGAGAUCGGUGGCAAACUGCACACGGGUCGCAGCCGGAACGAUCAGGUUGCCACGGAUCUAAGGUUGUGGACACGCAAGUCCGUCGCCACGCUGAUUGACCAUAUAAGGCGCUUCAUUGAGAUCGCCUGCGCAAGAGCUGAGAGAGAAAUCGACGUGCUCAUGCCCGGCUAUACACACCUCCAGAAGGCUCAGCCUAUUCGCUUCUCCCAUUGGUUGCUGAGCUACGCCUGGUUUCUCCGGCAGGAUGCCGAUCGGUUCCUCGAUCUCUCGCGCAGGUUGAACGUGUGUCCUCUGGGAAGUGGUGCCCUCGCUGGGAAUCCUUUUCCAAUUGACAAAGAAAAGAUGGCGUCUGAGCUUCUCUUCGACGGCGUCAUCCAGAACAGCCUCACAGCAGUCAGCGACAGAGAUUUUGUCGCCGAGUUCCUGUUUGCUUGUUCGCUGACUGCGGUUCAUCUCAGCAAGUGGGCCGAAGACUUGAUCCUCUACUCUUCGGCCGAGUUUGGAUACGCGGCUCUCGACGAUGCUUACAGUACGGGAAGCAGCCUGAUGCCGCAGAAGAAGAACCCGGAUGGACUUGAACUCAUACGCGGAAAAACCGGCAGGAUUUCUGGACACCUUGUCGGCUUCCUUAUGGUCCUCAAAGGCCUUCCGAGCACCUACAACAAAGACAUUCAGGAGGACAAGGAAGCCGUCUUUGACGCCUACGACACCCUGACCGCGUCACUGGAAAUAGCCGCUGGUAACGUGGAAACAAUGAAGGUAUGUAAAUCUGCCUGUGAAUCUGCUCUAAGCCCCGACAUGCUGGCCACAGAUGUUGCCUACUACCUCGUGCGGAAAGGGACACCAUUCCGUGAUGCGCACCACAUUGCCGGGAAACUGGUAGCUCUUGCCGAGCAGAAGAAUCUGCCCAUGACAAGUCUCACCUGUUCCGACGCGAAGUCUGUGUCGGAGCUCUUCGACGACGACUUGGCCGAGCUCUGGAACCACGAGCACUCCGUGGAACAGUACAAGGCGACCGGUGGCACAUCGAGGGAGAGUGUUCUCUCACAAAUCGCCUCCCUGCGACAGUGGCUCACCGAAGAAAAAUAGCGGCGCUAGGCCACAAACCAACACCGUAAUUAUGUCAGUCGCCCUGUGUUACUUCACACCUUAAUGCUGCAAAACGUUCAAGAAGAGAGGGGGCCGUCUUGAUGAAAUCUUCACGCAAACUG